Oryzias melastigma (Indian medaka) is the source of this 3647-nucleotide messenger RNA. RefSeq names its product PR domain containing 4 (gene prdm4). Gene Ontology annotation, cellular component: cytoplasm; nucleus. Gene Ontology annotation, biological process: regulation of transcription by RNA polymerase II; cell fate commitment. The record is from RefSeq and is a predicted model, not a curated record. The transcript has 11 exons. Gene Ontology annotation, molecular function: DNA-binding transcription factor activity, RNA polymerase II-specific; histone deacetylase binding; RNA polymerase II cis-regulatory region sequence-specific DNA binding. The coding region runs from base 1005 to 3608 and encodes 867 amino acids. NCBI's taxonomy places the organism in Eukaryota, Metazoa, Chordata, Actinopteri, Beloniformes, Adrianichthyidae.
AAUGUUUUUGCCUUGCUCUGUUCUAAAAAGGCAUUUUUAUUAAAUACAUGAAUAAAGUUUCUUUGAAGAAAAAAAAAUAUUGUGGUUCAUACAAAGAAACUACAUGAAGCUUAGUGUUAUUUUUUUUUGCAUUUUUUUCCUCAAAUUUCAGAGAUUUUUUUGCUGUUCAUCAUAAUAUCCUAAGACUUCCACACUUGUUUUUUAAUUCUAUCUUUUUUUAAUUUUAUUUCAUGUUGGGUUGAAGAUAUUGUCAAGUUUUUUUUUAAAUAUAUUAUAAUAAAGGUUUACAUGCACGUAUACUACAAAUUGUAAAUUGUUUUGUGUCUUGAAAUAUGCCAGUUUAAAAAAAAAGAAAAGAAAAAGAAACCGGGAAAAAUAUUUGAAGACUUGGUUUAAGAGGAAAAUAAUCAGACCACAACAAUACGGAAGCCGAGAACGGCCUAGUUUUCUCGUAAUAAGGUGAUACUAGGCGUCGUUAUUACGAUAAAACGGGGGAAAUCCUCAAGGCCACAUUUUGGCAAACACAAUUGAGAAUACAUAUAUGUAUAUAUUUUACGUUUGGACGAUAAAACUGACCUCAGAUCUGUUAAAUGUGUUUUACGUAUAUGUGCGUCUGCGCAUGUGCAGUAGGACAGUAGUUCUGUCAUGGCUCCUUUCAGGAAGGUUUUGGCUAAUGUUGCUGCCCUUUUACGGGAAUUUGUCUCUCUUUCUACAACAAAGUCGUGUUUUUCUUCCUGUUUGGACAAUAUUAUAGCCUCUCAACCCUAAGUAAACACGUUUUUGUUUUUCUUUUUUGCUGUGACGGUUUGUUUGUAGCGUCGAAGUUAGCAAUGCUAGCAUUAGCAUGAAGCAAGCUUCUUGUUUGAAAAGGAGCUGCUCCAAACAAAAUGAUUAUCAAAUGUUUUGGUGGUGGUAACUGGACGCUACGGAAAGCUCCCUUGCCUUUGUGGUCGGUCCUAUUUUUACACGUGGAAUAAUGUGAGGCAGCAGUUGCUGAAUUCAGGAUGAACGACAUGAAUCUGAGUCCUGUGGGCAUGGACCAGCUGAGUGUGCCCUCAGUGAGCGCAGGACACCUGGGUCUGCCUACCUCACCCACUCACAAUGCUAUUCCUACGCCAGGCAUGCCGGUGGCCAUCCCAAGUUUGGGGCCUUCCCUCGCCUCCCUCCCCUCCGCUCUUUCGCUGAUGCUCCCUAUGGGUCCUCUGAGCGACAGGGGGGUGAUGUGCGGCCUCCCGGAGAGGAAUUACUCCCUGCCGCCGCCUCCAUACCCACACCUGGAGAGCAGUUACUUUCGCCACAUACUUCCAGGCAUUCUGUCCUACCUCGCCGAUCGCCCGCCUCCUCAAUACAUUCACCCUAGCAGCUUGAACAUGGACGGGACUCUGUCGGUGUCCAGCAACAAUCCCUCCGGGUUGGAUCCCUACAGUGGUCCCGGAGGUCCUCUGGAGCAGGGCUUGGUGCCCAUGGACUCAAGGCAGGUACCCGGACAGGCAGACCUCCACCAAACCGGCCCCCACGAGCUGGACUCUACGGGGUUAUCAAUGGAAUCGCGAGUCAGCAGCCCCAUAUCUCCCGAUCGGAUGGGAGAGGAGCUGGCGUCCAUGGAUGGUGUCGGUGUGGUGGCGGUGUCUGACAGCCAGCAGCAGCUGGGAGGGGGACGGCAGCCCCAGCCUCACGAGGGCCUGACGGGGCUGGACUCGUCCGUCGGCGUGAUGCCCCUCCACGGAUCCGCCGUGCUGGAGCUCCCCGUGGUGAUGGAGCCAGACCACAUGGGCGGGAGGGUCGGCGGCUCUGCUGGCGGAGGACCAGGAGGACUCGGGGAGCAGCUCCACGCUAAUGGGGAAUUGAACUCGGGCGUUGUCAGCGUGGUGCUCACCAGCUCCAUGACCAGCCAGAGCCAGCUGGAGCCGGUGUCUCUCCACGGACACUCGGGGAUGGGUCUGGAGGCAGUGAACGUGUCCCCCAUAACCGCAGAGGUCUCUCUGGGGCCAGAAACCAACCUGGUGCUGGUCAACUCCACCCUGCAGCUUGAAGACUCCACCCCCAACAAGGAGAACAUGGCCCCCACAUACAACGUCUGGUGCACGCUGUGCGAGCGCUCCUACACGUCGGACUGUCCCGAACACGGUCCCGUCACCUUCAUCCCCGACACGCCCAUCCAGAGCAGAGCCCGCCUCUCCCUGCCCCGCUCGCUGUGCCUGCGCAUCUCGGUGGCCGACGAACCCCUCGGAGUUUUCGCUCGCGACAUUAUUCACCCAAGGACUUGCUUUGGACCGCUGGUGGGCCAGCACUGCACUAAUGCAGAUCUCUCUGAUUGGCCGGAGAAAGACACGCCUCAAAUAUGGAAGAUGUAUCACAACAAUGUGUUGGAGUUCUGCAUUGUGACCACAGAUGAGAAUGAAUGCAACUGGAUGAUAUUUGUCCGCAAAGCCCGAACUCACGAAGAGCAGAAUCUGGUGGCGUAUCCUGCCAACGGCAAACUCUUCUUCUGCACAACCACAGAGAUCCAUCCAGAGCAGGAGCUGCUUUUCUACUACAGCCGGGACUACUGCCGGCUGAUGGGUGUUCCUCAGGCGCCUGAGGGUCAGAUAUGUCAGUGUGGUAAAGAGUGCUCGUCCUUUUCUGAGCUCAAAGCCCACCUUAGUAGCCAUACUAGUAACAGCAGCCAUAAUCAGCCUCCGCACAGCCACAGCCCGACGCAGCACGAUCACUCUCAGCAGCAGCAGCUUCCACCGUCCCAGCAGCAGCAGCAGGAGCACCAGCAGCCGCAGCACCUUCACCAGGAAGAGAAGCUUCCCAACGGAAGCUCCAGCUCCUCCUCCUCCUCCCCCUGGCCCUGUAACAGUCACGCUACGGGACCACCGAACAGCAGCAGCGCCAAUAGUCGAAACUCUAACAACACUGCCGGGGCGAAAGGCCCGGGACACGUGCGGGAGAAGAAGUUCAAGUGCAGCAUGUGUUCCCGCGCCUUCACUACCUCCACCAAACUCAAUAUGCACUUCAUGGGACAUGUGGGGAUGAAGCCUCACAAGUGUGAAUACUGCAGCAAGGCCUUCAGCGACCCCAGCAACCUCAGGACGCACCUCAAAAUCCACACAGGUCAGAAAAACUACAGGUGUACAGUUUGUGAGAAGCUGUUCACUCAGAAAUCUCACGUGGCUUCACACAUGGUCAUCCACACCGGUGCAGAAAAGCUCAAGUGUGACCUCUGCGACCGCGCCUUCAUCAGGAAACAAGACUUGAAGCAGCACAUGUUCUCCCACACUCAUGAACGGCAGAUCCAGUGCCCCAAGUGCAACAAAAACUUCCUCAAAACCAACCACUUGAAGAAGCACAUGAACUCCCACGAGGGCCGCAGAGACUUCGUCUGUGAGAAGUGCAACAAAGCGUUCCUCACCAAAUACCACCUCACACGCCACCUCAAGAUCUGCAAAGGCCCCAAAGCUGAAAAAAUGGCCCGGAAGGAGAAGGAGCUGCUGGAAGAAGAGCAGGAGAAGGACUGCAGGAGAAAUGCAGCAGAGAGACUGAUGGACACGGCGAGCGAUGAAGAUUGUGGUUUAGAUGUUGGAGGAUACAACUCUGAAAAGUCUCUGUCGCCACCUCAUUGAAGAACGCCUGAUGGGAUGUUAUAUUUAUUACACUCUGUA